GUUUUGGUAUUUUUUGGACCAUUACCAGACUGACAUCAUUCCCUUGCAUAAAUCAAAAUAAAGAGAAACUAGGACAAUAUACAAAUUAUGGAGGCCCUAGACAUCCUGGAGAAGCGCAUCGAUGCCCUGACGAGGGUCCUGGGUCCUGUCCCUGAGUCUGACGCCGGUGAAGGCGUAGUGGACGCCCUUUGCUCAGCUCACGCACUUUUGGGCGAAGCCACCACAGGAAGUGCCCCUCUCCAAAAUUGCGUCAAGCGAGCUUCUGAACUGGAGAAAUACUUGGAUCCUAACUUCCUGGAAGAGCAACAGCAGGUGCGGUCCAAGGAGGUCUACCUGCAUGCCGUGGCACCCGAACUCCACACGCAAGCCGAGCAGCUGGACAGGAUAAAGCAACUGGAGCCUGCCCUGGGAGCCGAGUACUUCCGCAGCAUUCCCAGCGAGUGCUUGGACCAGCUAAAGCAGAUCACUCAGAACAAUGGGGAGUACGCCCAGCAGAGCGAGCUCAUCGAGGAGAGCCUGGUGCUGGCCAUGAAGCGGUAUGGCGAGAUACAGGCGGGACUGCUAAGUUCCCUGGAGUCCAUGAGCGAAAGACUGGACCAGGUGGAGCAGCGUAUGGAGCAAAAGAAGAAGGCCGAGCUCAACAAGAAUGUGCCUCCAAAGGAUUGAGGGGCAGCCUCUCCUGCCUAACAGACUGCUGAAAGUAUUUUUACGUACCUGUUGUUACGGUCAUGUGGCAAUAGGAAUAUUAGUUUUUUAAUCAAUUUGCUAUCAAAAAGGGUGACCAAAAGGUAAUCUUUCAAUUGUAAGUUUCCAAUAUUCAAUAUUAUUUAAAACUAGCACAAUAAAACACUAUAAAAAUAUUCGUAGAAAAAA
This is a messenger RNA of Drosophila bipectinata, 873 nucleotides long. It is a transcript of the gene DCTN3-p24, whose product is annotated as Dynactin 3, p24 subunit. Gene Ontology annotation, cellular component: dynactin complex. The record is from RefSeq and is a predicted model, not a curated record. NCBI's taxonomy places the organism in Eukaryota, Metazoa, Arthropoda, Insecta, Diptera, Drosophilidae. Gene Ontology annotation, biological process: cytoskeleton-dependent cytokinesis.